This is a messenger RNA of Symbiodinium sp. CCMP2456, 1887 nucleotides long. The record is from the annotation of a GenBank genome assembly. NCBI's taxonomy places the organism in Eukaryota, Dinophyceae, Suessiales, Symbiodiniaceae.
AUGAGGCGAAGCCUUGGCCAGGCCUUGCCUCCUGAUGCACCAUGCAGUCCCUCCAUCGAGGUGGCGGGCCUGGCGGCGGGCCACUGGAAUGUAAAUUCAAAGGAGAAGCCCGGUGGACUUGGUGGACAGCGGCUGCCUCACCGUCCGUUGAAGAGCGUCUCGCUGAAGCUGGCGAAAGAGAGCAGUCCAACUGCCUCAACCCGCUCCAACUCUGCAGGCGCCGCGUUUGGCGACUUGCUGCUGGACGCCAGGCAAUGUGCCAGACAGGCAUCUCACUCCAGCGGGCCGCCUUCCCAUGGAAAUGAGGUGCCCACAACAACGCAAACCGUUUCCGCAGGUCCUGUUCCAUCAGGAAGACCCAGUCAGGCAAGCAGGAGCCGAGCAGGCGGAGAGAAGAUGGUGUCCACCGCUCCCGCAGCUGUUGGACGACCCCCUCCUCCACCAAAGAAUCCAGCCGCGAGUGAGGCCCUGACAUCUUCAAACCGUGCGGCUCAGCGGCUGCAUGCAGAUGCCAGGUCGCUAUCGAAAGAGGAGGAGGACGGCCUGACGCGUCCGAGCAGCGCAUCAUAUCAGAGAGCAGCCGCAGUCUAUGCGUCUUUGCCGAAAACACCAGGAGGGACAAGGACACUUGUCCCAGACGCUGAUGGUUUCAUCUUCCGUCCCAGCAUUGAGGCAGAGCCGAAACCAAUGCCCCGCGGACGACCGAGACCGGUCAGUCGUGGCCUCGCUUCGCUUACGGCAUCUGUGGCCAGAUCUCCAAAAGUGUCGCUUCACACCGCCAGCUCGGCGAGUGCUGAUGCUACGGUCGAGGAUGUUCCAGCUCCCCGAAUAGCUUGGAGCGAAGGCAUUGAGGAUGUCCGCCCAGAUGCAGCCAGUGAUGACAUGCUAGCGGCAGCUGCUCAGAUCCGACGAGAUUGGCUCGCGAGGCAACUUAUGGAUGACAACGAGGUGUCGGAGGCUUCGCAGGAGGAACAGGCCAGUGCAGCAGUGGCUGUGCAGUGGGGCACCGUGAUGCAAGAGCCGGGAAGGACGGAGGAUGGGCGACGAUCCUUGGGUGAACUCGAGAAGAGCUUAGCCAAGGCAAAGCAACGGGCAGAGAGAGGCCGCCGGGAGCUCGCUGGCUACUUGGAGACAUUGCGCAGCAAGACUUUUCAGGCUGACGAGGCAGAUAACAUGAAGGACGAGGAGCUUUUGGUUUCGCUUCCCGUGGAUUUUGAGGAUGUUGUCGACAUCAACGCCUCCCUCACUGCGGAAAGGAGGAAAUCUCGACAUCGGGAGCCAGGACCUCCGGACUGGAAGCAUUUCCAAGUUCUGUCGCCGAUCGCAACGCAACGACUGUUAGCUGUGGCCACUUCCGGGGAGGAGCAUCUGGAGACAACGGAGUUGCCCGCCUUCUUGGAGAAGUACUUCUUCGAGGAGAAGGCGGUUGAGGAGUUGCCAAUCGUGCGCCUGCAGGUGGAGGAGGCUGCAGGGGAGUCUGCUGUAGACAAGAUUGCGAGGCAGAUCGCGCGAUUAGAUACGCUCUUGGCGAGAAGAGAGGCCGACGGCAUGGCUCGCCUCAAGGCUUCCAAAGCUGAGCACCUCUGGCUCUUUUGGGUUGUUGACACGGACCCUCUGUUUGCCACGAAGGUCCUACUAGGAUCGAUUACAAGCUUUGCUGCCAUUGCAUACAUGAUCUGGCUGGUCGUUUCUUGGCUAUGUCUCUUUUCCUUUUCUAGGUCAGCUUUGCGCAGCUUUAGCUGCGAUCCAAGGCCACUUAGCUUGUUAUGGUGCUUCCUUGUGCAUGAGGUCGCAGAGCGCAGAAGAAGCAAGGACUUCUUCAUACUUCAGAUUUUUGCUCAUGUGGCGGACUGUCGGUGCAGUUUGAGAUGUCAUGUGCGCAUCUGA